UCUAACAGAACAAAAAUUAGACCGUUCCUCGAUAUACUCGUUACAGGCCCCUCCCUCUCUCUCCUCCCCAAGCGGACACUCACCUCACACUUUACUUUCACUCACUCAUUUUCGAUUUCUUUUUCUUUUUGAUUUUUUCUUUUUUCUUUUUUCACUUCUGUGAACAAACUUUGAGAACAUCUCUUAUACACUCGUCACUCGGAACGAUAGUGACCUAUGUAGUGGGCGUCCUUGUCUACCCAGAUUCGAAACAGAUUGGCCAUUGUAAAAAUUUCAGAGAAGGCAAAUCAAUCUUCAUCAGAAAAAAGAAGGAAAAGACAGAAAAAAAAUGGUAGCCGGAAAAGUGAAAACGGCAAUAGGAUUCCAAAAAUCACCAUCCCUCGCGAAAUCGAAGCCGGAAGCGUCCCCUAAACAACUGCCAAUGUCCACGCCGACCUCCGCCAAGCAGCAGUCAGGCAAGAAAGGUUCAGGCGCCGGCUUCUCCCGCUCCUUCAGCGUCUACUUCCCCCGCAGCUCCGCCCAAGUCCAGCCGGACGUGGCCGAGCUCCUCCGCGUAGUCGAGGAGCUGCGCGAGCGGGAGUCUCGGCUGAAGACGGAGCUUCUGGAGCACAAGCUGACGAAGGAGUCCGUGGCCAUUCUCCCCGUCCUGGAGCAGGAGAUCUCGAGCAAGGACUCAGAAAUCGAGCGGUGUAGAGCGAAGAUCGAGUUGUUGGAGGCGGAAAACGAGAAGAUGAGGCACGAGAACGAGCUUCUGCACAUGGAGCUCACGAGGCAGAACCGCAAGUACGAGGAGAAGAUCAAAUACAUGCAGGAAGAGUUGUUGGAUAUCAAGAGAGCUGUUUCGGAGCAGGAGGAGACGGCGUCCUCCUCAUCUUCAACCACGCCCAAAUUAGUCAAUAAUUACCAAAAGUCGAAUUCGUUAUCCGCAAGGUGUUUGAGAAAAUGUCCCACCGAAAACAACAGCAGCAGCUGGGCCAGUUUCUGCGUGAAGAAGGAAGGUGAAUUGAAAAGAGAGGAAGUUUCUGAGAGCACGGAGAUACCCAGUCACUCGAGUCACUCGAGAUGCAACUCUGAGGAAAUUCCAGAAACUUGGAUAAGAUCCCGAGUUCCGCGCAUCCCAAAGCCGCCUCCUAAGCCGUCUUCAUCUCUAUCCUUGUCAGUCUCAACACCUUCUUACAGCUCGUUAUCCCAUUCGGCCGAUCGUGCACUGGCAGAGAUAUCCAACAUUCCACUGCCUCCUCCUCCUCCUCCACCACCGUCUGCAAAAAUCGGGCCAUUUCCUCCCCCACCGCCACCGCCGCCGACCAAGGAGUUGAAGUGUAGGCCGGCGGCGGCAAAGGUCAGGAGAGUGCCGGAAGUUGUUGAAUUUUACCACUCGCUGAUGAGGAGGGAUUCUAAUUUCCGCCGGGAUUCUGGCAGCGCCGGCUGCCCCUCCGACUGGACGGCCGGGGCUGUGGCAAAGAAUAUGAUUGGCGAAAUUGAAAACCGUUCUUCGCAUUUACUCGCGAUUAAGACAGAUGUAGAAACACAGGGGGAUUUCAUCAGGUUCUUGAUUAAAGAAGUUGAAGGUGCUGCUUUUACCGACAUUGAAGAUGUGCUGCCGUUCGUUAAAUGGCUAGACGAUGAGCUAUCCUACUUGGUUGAUGAGAGGGCCGUUCUGAAGCAUUUCGAUUGGCCUGAACAAAAGGCAGAUGCAUUAAGAGAAGCCGCAUUUGGAUACUCUGAUUUGAAAAAGCUUGAAUCAGAUGCUUCGUCUUUUCGUGAUGAUCCCAGGCAGCCUUGUGCUUCUGCUCUCAAGAAAAUGCAAUCUUUGUUUGAGAAAUUGGAGCAUGGUUUAUAUAAUUUGUCCAGAAUGAGAGAAUCGGCUAUCAAACGAUACAAAUUGUAUCAGAUUCCAAUGAAUUGGAUGAUGGAUACCGGCUAUGUGAAUCAGAUCAAGCUAGCAUCCGUAAAAUUAGCCAUGAAAUACAUGAAGAGAGUGACGGCUGAGCUUGGUGUGGAUGAUGGUGGUGGCCCUGAAGAUGAAGAGCUUAUACUCCAAGGCGUAAAGUUUGCUUUUCGAGUACAUCAGUUUGCGGGAGGUUUUGACGUGGAGACAAUGAGAGCAUUUCAAGAACUCAGAGAGAAGGGCUCAAUCUUGCAACAUGUAAAACCAACAUUGACAUAAAUUCAUUUAUUGCUUGUCCUAUGCCACUACUUGCUAAAAUCAAACAGAAAAGUCGGCUUUAAAAUUGGCUCCUACCACCACCAUUUUGCUGUUGUUGUAACGUAAGACCGACUUGCAAGUAUAGUUGGAAGAUAGUUGCUAUUAUAUUUUGGAAUGUUUAAUCAUAGAAUAUAAAUUUAUCAUCCUAUAUCACAAGUGCCAGAUUCUAAAAAUAAAUCAUUUCUAGAUUCUUAAAGAUCAAACUAAUGUUUGGUUUUCUAGGUGUGGAGUGUGACAAUCCACUUAUUGCAUUCAAAAACUUUAUAAGAGCAAGUCAAAUGCUGAUUCAGAUUCCAACUUUACUUUAGAGUUGUAUGAAAGCCUCACUUCAAUGUUGUGCUACAUUUUUGCAUUACUAUGAAGAUAUGAAUUGUACCGCACUAUAUGUGGCGUG
Striga asiatica is the source of this 2600-nucleotide messenger RNA. The record is from the annotation of a GenBank genome assembly. NCBI's taxonomy places the organism in Eukaryota, Viridiplantae, Streptophyta, Magnoliopsida, Lamiales, Orobanchaceae.